Messenger RNA from Hymenoscyphus albidus, 2341 nucleotides. The record is from the annotation of a GenBank genome assembly. NCBI's taxonomy places the organism in Eukaryota, Fungi, Ascomycota, Leotiomycetes, Helotiales, Helotiaceae.
CAGAGAAAGCCCAACCUUCAUAACGUAAAAUAUCGGCGUCGAAAAUUUCGAUACGCGUAUAUGCAGAUCCACAAAUCAUAUUCAUGGUGGUAUAGAGCGCAUAUAUAAAGUCAUGGUGCUGGAACCAUGUUAUAUCGUCUCGAACCCAUCCGUUACUUUACAAACCUCUCCGUCACUAGCAUUAUCUUUUCAAAAUGAUAUCUGCUACCUUUCUUCCGUUAUGUCUUCUGGCUAUUGCGAGCUCUGCGUUAUGCGCGCCUACAGAACUCCAAUGGGGUCCAUGUAACACAACGGAAGUUAGCGGUCCUCUGCCUGUUGAGUGCAGUGCUUUGGAUGUCCCUCUCGAUUACACGCAACCCAAUUCCACAAAGAAGUUGAAUCUGGGGUUACUCAGGGUUCCUUCUCUCAUGAAACCAUCGCGAGGUAGUAUUCUUGUCAACUUUGGAGGACCAGGCCUUACGGCUCGGUCAAGUUUGGCAUCUUUAGGAUUAACACUUCAAGCGUGAGUAAUUUCUUGCCCUGAAACUAUUGGUAGACAAUCUUGAAGAAAACGGUACUGACUUUUGUAGACUCACAGGUGGUUAUUAUGACGUUCUUGCGUUCGAUCCACGGUAUGAAUUUACCUCCGUAUCCCUGUCUCCCAAACCUCACGCAACAUGCAAUAGACUUGGUCGUUGUUCUUCAUACGCCCUCGGAAGAUGUUGUAUUGGAAGUCUCGAUAUGCGCAAAAAUAAUUGUUUAUCUGGGAAACCUGACUGACAACAUUUAGAGGAACGGGCAAGACCUUGCCUUUCUCUUGUGUAUCGAGUGAACAUGAGGCCGUCUCCCUCUUCAGCGACUUGGCUCUCGGGAAUUCGUCCGACACAGCUUUAGGAAGACUUUGGGCCAAGGGUGAAAUAUUCUCCAACACUUGCUUACAGAAAGCAAACGAGACCGGAUCACUCAUUGGUACAGCUUUUGUUGCCAGAGAUUUGAUCAGUGUUGUCGAUGCACUUGGCGAGGAUGGACUAUUGAGAUACUGGGGAUUCUCGUAUGGUACUACUUUAGGAGCUACUGUCGCUGCAAUGUUCCCCGAAAGAAUUGAUAGGAUCAUUUUGGAUGGGGUGCAAAACCCACAUCAAUAUUACCAUGCUGCUGCGUGAGUUUCCGUUUGGGGGUUGAAAUUGAUGACCGAGGAAGGACUCCUAUACUAAUUGCUUUGAGUAGAGAUUUUGAAGAGUGGACUAUGUCUGAUGACUCGUUCUCUGGAAUAUUUACCUCUUGCAUCGAAGAUCCUCAAAAUUGUGUGUUGGCACAGGGUAACACAACAGCCGCGCAAUUGGAACAAGCGGCCUGGGAGCUCAUCGAAAGAAUCAAACAACGUCCCAUGGCCCUCGGAACUGCCCUUCUAGAUUACACUGCAAUCAAGAACAUCAUACAAGCGGAUCUAUACAAUACCGGAACUUGGCCGGAGCUGGCUUCAAUGAUGGCCCUCUUACUUACUAAAAACCUUGCAGUUCUCACCGCCCUCCUUGCGAGCUCUCCUCCCGUGAGCUCGUCAGAUUCAGCGAUAGAUGAAGCCAUGGCAGCUUUCGGAAUCCAUUGCGGCGAUAGAACAUUACGAGAAUCAUCAUAUGAUAAAUUUCUCCCGCAGAUGAAGAAAUUGAUAGGAACGAGCAGGAUCUUGGGAGAUAUCACACCAGCAAUCAGCAUGACAUGUGCGCAAUGGAAAAUGCAUGCUAAAGAAAUUUACCAAGGCGAUUUCCAUGUUAAGACCAAGAAUCCGAUUCUCAUUCUUGGAAACAAACAUGAUGCCUUCACGCCACUUGAUUCUGCUUACAACCUGAGUUCGACCUUUGAAGGUAGUGUUGUAACGGAGAUUGAUGGGUAUGGUGUGAGUGAACCUCUCAAUUGCACGUAGUGUGAUUCGUGCUGAUAUAUUACUUUAUUAGCAUACUUCUCUAGCUCUUCCUUCCGCUUGUACUAUAGGCGUUACUUCGACUUAUUGGUUGAAUGGUACUUUGCCUGCACAAGGGAAGGUCUGCAAAGUCGACAAAACACCCUAUUCCAAUGUUACCUGGACAGAUGUUAUUGUCAAGGUCCUUGGCAACAACACUUUUCUUCCAGAACUGGGUUCCACCGAAUCCGCUCCAGUUGUUGGUCGUAGGUGGUUGAUAUAAGAUGAGAAUUCUGUCGGUGGUGAUGGGGCUUGGGUCUAAUGUUUUAAUUCUCUCAUGUAUUAGUAGUAUGUACCUCGGAAGAAGUCCGACAAGUUCCAAGCUUGCUCAGUCCAGAAACCCGGCCUUUUUCUCAGCUGCUCCUCGGUAAAUAAAUUCAGCGGGUGAACAAAAACAUACCUCCC